AUGCAGGCACGGGGAGAAUCAGGGCCUGAAGAGGAGUUCACAAAGCUGUCAAGAGCCUCCGUGUGCAACUGGGACGACACUAGUAGGUAUAUGGACUACCUAAGAACAUUUUGCGUACUCAUAGCGUACGACGCGGCCAAGUCAAAUGGCCAAAAAGCAUGGCUGAAUAUAGGACUCUCGAAGAGCCUAGCCCAGCUGUAUCGGGCGCAAGGCCAUCACGCCAUCAAUGACGUGCAGGAUCUAGAGAACAUAGAGAUGUACCUUGAAACUGUUGAAACUACCCAUUGCCUUGGUCACUCGGCUCUACAAACUUCUAUUCUACACCGGCCUCUCGCCCAGCCCGCCUCGACCGACCAACGGACAAGAGACAAGCCAGUUGUACGUCUUGUUAAUCUGCUAAAGCUUCUCAUCCGUAUUAAGAAACACAACGACACUUGUGCUUCUACCACCCAGGGUUUUCAGCCGUGGAAGAUUGAAUCCGAAUUUCGGGAGCUACAGAAUGAGGUGGAAAGAGACAGGUUGCACUACUCAAACACGCCUUUCCCUGAACAUGAAGAGCUGUCGGAAAAUGAAGACAUGGCAGAUGCUCACGCCGAGGCUAUGUGCUUCUUAGUCUGCCACUGUUGCGAUAUAGUGCUCAAUCUGCGGUUUCUUCCUAUCCCGGAGUCACGUAGCACCACCGGCCAAGGUGUUGAUACUUCGCCACCAUGCAUUCAGUUCCCUGGGGCACCACCUCUCUUCCUGUUGGAGAGAAGGAAGCGAUGUGAAGCGAGCGCGGAAGCCAUUGUCUGCGUUGCUCAAGAAAUUGUCAGAAACGGGGGUUUCUUUCUCCAUACCGCCCUACUCGGCUAUUGUUGCAUGCAGGCUGUGUUUGUCCUGAUCAAUCAACUGCAUAGACUUACAAAACAACAAGAAUCAGAAAAGCUUGUAGAGAGCACAGAAUUUAUCUUAUUCCUAUUAGAGGCGGUGAAGAAAUUCUACUCUCCGGCAGGCAUCUGGGUUGAUACAAUUUCCCACGCAAAAGAUGUGUCGGCACCAUUGACGCAUCAGAACGGCACCGUGGACGAUGCUUUUCGGUCGUACUUUAGCCGCUUCACCAAUAUCAAGGAGCCGUGCUUUGUGCCGAUAGCGUCCAAAGAAGGCUCCAACCAGGAUUCUGCAAAGCUAAAUAACGAUAAACUUUCGUCUUCCCUAGCGACAGAGCCGAAAUCUACGGCGGACAUACAGGGUCGUAAUAAUGAUGAUGCCCAGACAGUGUGGGUGGAUAAAUACGCUAGCCACCUGUCAGAGGAUAUCGAAGUAGGGGCGCAAGAUGAAGGACUCGGAGAGACGCCUAAGAUCAUCUUUGAUGAUUGGGGUCAUGCCGGACCGGACUUAUUACCACUAUCUGCAUCAGAGAGCCGCAGUAACACUCUUCCAACCACAGCCUCUGAUAACUCGCACGCUUUACCAAGCCAAGAAAAACUGAGUUCUAUCGUGCGACAUGAUGAAUAUCAAUGGAACGGACUUGACCUUGGAUUUGAUGCCGGAUCAGGAGCGCCGAUAACAGGUAUCGGAUUAGGGGCCUCCAUGCAACUUCCCUCUAGCCCUAGCUGGCUGCCGGCGGUUAGCUUUUUAUGGCAAGAACCUACUUUAUGUGAGCUGCCCUUGGUCUUGACGCCGGAGAUAUUCUCUGAGCUUAUAGCCGAGGAAUAG
Metarhizium brunneum ARSEF 3297 is the source of this 1695-nucleotide messenger RNA. RefSeq lists its product as uncharacterized. Gene Ontology annotation, cellular component: nucleus. The record is from RefSeq and is a predicted model, not a curated record. NCBI's taxonomy places the organism in Eukaryota, Fungi, Ascomycota, Sordariomycetes, Hypocreales, Clavicipitaceae.